AUGACUUGCCACAUAAAGGUGUCGUAUAACAGGUUAUGCCAACAAGUUCGCAUGCAUGCUCUGCCACAAAAGUCAAGAGUUGUUAUCACACGAGCAAAUGGAUGGUCGAAGUUGGAAAGAUCAUCAAAGGCGUCAAAUGUCAUUCGGCACCGAACGGAAAAUUCUUAG
This is a messenger RNA of Acaulospora colombiana, 168 nucleotides long. Lineage: Eukaryota; Fungi; Glomeromycota; Glomeromycetes; Diversisporales; Acaulosporaceae. The record is from the annotation of a GenBank genome assembly.